Messenger RNA from Clunio marinus, 201 nucleotides. The record is from the annotation of a GenBank genome assembly. NCBI's taxonomy places the organism in Eukaryota, Metazoa, Arthropoda, Insecta, Diptera, Chironomidae.
AUGUCAGUAGUUUCUAGCAAAUUACCUGUUGGUUCAUUUGUCUUUACAUCCAACCAAACACGACAACAACAAUCUGAUGUAGAACGUGAAUUUAUUGUCGAAUGUAAGUUUUCCCCCAAAGCACAUCAUUUAGUUCUCCGUCUGUUAAAUGAGUUUCCAUCAGCAAAUAGAGAUGAACAAAAAACAUGUUUUUAUUCGUAA